Vidua macroura (Pin-tailed whydah) is the source of this 2944-nucleotide messenger RNA. Its product is annotated as potassium channel subfamily K member 3-like. Gene Ontology annotation, molecular function: potassium ion leak channel activity; open rectifier potassium channel activity. Bases 67 to 1218 code for a protein of 383 amino acids. The record is from RefSeq and is a predicted model, not a curated record. NCBI's taxonomy places the organism in Eukaryota, Metazoa, Chordata, Aves, Passeriformes, Viduidae. Gene Ontology annotation, biological process: potassium ion transmembrane transport; stabilization of membrane potential. The transcript has 2 exons. Gene Ontology annotation, cellular component: membrane.
GUGCCCGGGCGCUGCCGCCAUGCCCCAGCCGGCCCCGCCGCGCCCCGCAGCCGCCGCCGGCGCACGAUGAAGCGGCAGAACGUGCGGACGCUGGCGCUGAUCGUCUGCACCUUCACCUACCUGCUGGUGGGCGCCGCCGUCUUCGACGCGCUCGAGUCCGAGGCGGAGACGGCGGAGAGGCGGCGGCUGGAGGCCAAGAGCGACGAGCUCAAGAGAAAGUACAACCUGAGCGCCGAGAGCUACGGCGAGCUCGAGCGGGUCGUGCUCAAGCUCAAGCCGCACAAGGCCGGCGUCCAGUGGAAAUUCGCCGGCUCCUUCUACUUCGCCAUCACCGUCAUCACCACCAUAGGCUACGGGCACGCGGCGCCCAGCACGGACGGCGGGAAGGUUUUCUGCAUGCUCUACGCGCUGCUGGGCAUCCCCCUGACGCUGGUGAUGUUCCAGAGCCUGGGCGAGCGCAUCAACACCCUGGUGCGCUCGCUGCUGCGCCGCCUCAAGAAGCGCCUGGGCAUGCGGCGGCCGGAGGUGUCCAUGGCCAACAUGGUGACCAUCGGCUUCUUCUCGUGCGUCAGCACGCUCUGCAUCGGCGCCGCCGCCUUCUCGCACUACGAGAACUGGAGCUUCUUCCAGGCCUACUACUACUGCUUCAUCACGCUGACCACCAUCGGCUUCGGCGACUACGUGGCGCUGCAGAAGGACCAGGCGCUGCAGACGCAGCCGCAGUACGUGGCCUUCAGCUUCGUCUACAUCCUCACGGGGCUGACGGUCAUCGGCGCCUUCCUCAACCUCGUGGUGCUGCGCUUCAUGACCAUGAACGCCGAGGACGAGCGCCGCGACGCCGAGCAGCGGGCGCUGCUCAGCCGGGCCGCUCGCUCCGGCGCCGCGGCCUCCGUCCCCGAGGCCGCCGCGGUGGCCCCGGCCGAGAGCGGCUUCCGGAACGUCUACGCCGAGGUGCUGCACUUCCAGUCGGUGUGCUCGUGCCUGUGGUACAAGAGCCGCGAGAAGCUGCAGUAUUCCAUCCCCAUGAUCAUUCCCAGGGAUUUGUCCAGCUCGGACACGGGCGUGGAGCGCAGCCACUCCUCGCCCGCCCGCUGUCCCGAGACGCCGGAGCACCGGUGCUUCUGCCGCUCCCGGCGCUCCGCCAUCAGCUCCGUGUCCACCGGGCUCCAGAGCCUGGCGGCGUUCCCGGGAUUCGCCAAGCGCCGCAGCUCCGUGUAGCCCCCCAAUCCCCCCGGCCCGGAUCCCUCCCGGAGCGGGAGGAAGCCGCUCCGGACUCGGGAAUGACGCCAGAGCGAGGCCAUCCCUGUUGGCUCCGGAAUGGAUUUUAAUUUAAAACCUCUUGGAUUUUAAUUUCACAAAAAAAAAACUAAAAAAAAAAAACAAAAAAAAAAAAAAAAAAAAAAAAAAAAAAAAAAAAACAAAAAACAAAAACAACCACUCCUUGAAAAUGUGAAACCUGGGAGAGCAGCGGGAUUGAGGGGCACCUCCCACUGUGGGCAGCCGGCCCUGGCCUCUCCACGCUCCGGAUCCUCGGGAAUUCCCCGGGAAGCGCAGAGGGACCCGACGGCCGCGGAAAUCAGGCUAAGAGGGGCUUAGCCGGAGCUUUUCCACAUCAGCAGCCGCCCGGAAAAGCAGCCGGGAGUCACGUAGGCUGCUCCAAACCCUGGGAUUUGGGGCUGCCUUAACCCGAACUCGUAGGGGGGCAGAGCUGGGAGAGCUCGGGAUUGAACGGGAAUCAUCCACGGGAGGCCGGCUGAUCCCACAGGAUUUCCGUGUCCCCCCGUGCCGAGGGUCUGGGGAUGGGAUUGAUCCCCUCGGGAAGGUGUCUUGGGGACAAUUUGGGAUAUUGUCCCCUGGGAUCCCCAUCUCCAUCCUCCCCAAGGCUCCAGGGAUGGAAUUAUUUCCCUCGGAGUGGUUUUUUUUUAGGGAUAAUCCGGGGUAUUUUCCCUUGGGAUCCCCAUUUCCAUUCUCUCCAAAGCCCUGGGGAUAGAGUUGUUCCUCCUGAGAAGGUAUUUUGGGGAAAAUUUGGGAUAUUUUCCCAUGGGAUCCCCGUCUCCAUCCUCCCCAAGGCCCCAGAGAUGGAAUUGCUCCUCCUGGGAAGGUAUUUUAGGAAAAAUUUGGGAUAUUUUCCCGUGGGAUCCCCAUCUCCAUCCUCCCCAAGGCUCCAGGGAUGGAAUUGUUCCCCUCAGGGAGGUUUCUUUGGGAUAUUUUCCCCUUGGAUCCCCAUCUCCAUCCUCACUGGGACUCUGGGAAUGGAAUUUUUCCCUCAGGGAGGAAUUUUGGGGACAGUUAUCCCCCGGGAUCCCCAUUCCCACCCUCACCAGGACUCCGGGGAUGGAAUCUUUCCCUCAGAGAGGCAUUUGGGGGAAAUUUGGGAUAUUACAACACUUCCCCAUCCUUUCCUCCACACCCCUUCCCACCACCACCCUCAGUCCUGGGAUACUCCCGGAAUUCCCCGGGAUACCCCGGGGGUCACCUCUGUCACCACCACCCCGGCAGGGAAGGAAAGUUUCCCUCUUUUCCCACUCCCGCCGUUCCAGGAUGGGAUUUUCCCCCCCAGCACCCAAAGCCCCCUCUGGGGGACAUGGUGGGGACACGGCGGGGACCGUCCUGGAGGCCUGGAGGUGGCACGGGGGACUUUGGGGAUGUUCUGUCACCUUUCCAGAGAGGGAAAAUCCAUGGAUUUCUGAUCCUUCCGCUGUCCACUUGUGAGAUUCCAGAGGAUAUUUAUGACCAACGGCGCUGCCCGUGGAAUUCCAGAGGAUAUCCGUCGCGGAGGAGGCUCGGGGGGCAACUUCCUGACAAUUCCAGGGAGGAAUUUCUGCAUCUUCCUCAUCCAGGGGCACCCGAUUCCCGCCGGGAAGGGUUCCCUGGUUCUCAUGCCAAAGCUGAUUUGUCCCGCAGGGCUCCGUUCCUUGGAGAGAGAAAUAAAGGAUUGAUGGAA